Messenger RNA from Tetrahymena thermophila SB210, 4270 nucleotides. RefSeq lists its product as hypothetical. The record is from RefSeq and is a predicted model, not a curated record. The transcript is spliced from 2 exons. Lineage: Eukaryota; Ciliophora; Oligohymenophorea; Hymenostomatida; Tetrahymenidae.
UUUUGUACUCGCACUUAUAUUAAUUUGAUGGAUAAAUUUUUAUUUAUUUAUAGCAAAUUUAUUUAAUCUGUUUACUUGUUGUGUAAUAGAGGGUGGGGUCCAUAGAUAGAUAUAUAGAUACUGUAUGGCAUAAGUCCUUAGUUUAGAGAGUAAAUAAAAAUAAGUGAUUAUGCAAAAAAUUAAUAAAAAUUCAAUGAAUCUUAAUUAAUUUGAGAUUAAUUGAGAGGUAGAAACUGGAGGGUAAAAAAUAAAAAAAGAAGCUAGUGGGGAAAAGAGUCAAUAAAUUGGUAAAUUAAAUUAGCAAAUCAAAUUUAUUAAUCACUAUUUUUAAUAAAUGAUGAUAUUUAAUUUGAUUGAUCAAGAAUGCAUGCAAUGUCAAACACAUAUUAAUUAAAUAAAUAAAACCUUCUAAGAAGUAAAUUUAGGUAUUGAGGGAAGAAUAUCAAUUAAAUUAAGUGCAAGACAAAUUAAUUAAUUUUAAUUGCUUUUACAAAGUAAAUCUUUUAAUAACUUAAUCAAGAUAGACAAACAACUUUUAGGUUUUCCAGACAUUUAGCAGUCUUUCUCUCUAGUUUAAAUUUCAGACUUUCUGUCAAAUUCAUAAUCAUUAAAAUUAACAAAAAAAGUCAAAUAAAAAAAUAAAUAAACAAAAAGCUGUAAAAUGAAUAAAGCUUUAAUUGCUGUGCUUAUGCUCUGCAUCGUCGGAAGUAGCAUGGCCAAGGUUGAUCCUGAAACAUGUUUCACUUAGGCUGCUGCUUUCACCCACCAAGUUAAGAUAUUCACUGCCUCCGUCCACGCCCAACCCCUCUAAGUUGCCAACUUGCUUGGUAGCGCUUAUGACACUUUCGAAGCUGUCAAUCCCUUAAUCAACGGAUGUGGCUUAGAUUUCCCCUUACUCGAUAAGGUUGAUGGAUUCAAGCCUGCUAAUGCCACCUAAUGUUUCACUGAUAUUGAAACUAUUGCCAACAUCGCCAUCGAACUCAAGACCUCCAAUGAUGUUAAGGAUUUAGCUGACAACAUCAUCAAUGUCUUACCCAAGAUUAUUGAAGCUUUCAAGGCUUUCAAGCAAGCUAAGGUUGAUUGCAAGAUCGUUGAAAAGUAAUCUGCCACUUUACUUGCCAACAAUGGUUUCGAUGCUAACAUCUUCAAGUGCAUUGAAGAUGCUUAAGUCACCUUGAAGGAUGCUAAGUAAUUCGUUAGCGACUACAAGAACAACACCAACAUGACCAUGGUUUAACUUUUCGAUGAAGCUGAAAAGGUUUAUGAAGACCUCGUUGGUCUUAACUAAGACUGUGGAAUCCAAAAACUCACUAACUUCACCCUCCCCUAAGUCAAGAAUGUUGAUGAAUUGAGAACCUGCGUUAAGGACCUCAGCCAAACUGUCCAAGCUGUUGAAAACACCUUCACUAUCUUGAAGAACAGAUAAUUCGCUCAACUUUUCAAUGCCACCAAGGGUGUCUACACCGCUAUCUCUGCUGAUAUUGCUGAAUGCCCCAAGAAGAUCUAACUCAAGUCUGCUGAUAUCUUUGCCUGUCUCGCUGACGGUCUCUCUGUUGCUUCUGACUUGAAGGCUUUCGUUGAUGCUUCCAAGACCAAGAAUACCAAGGAUAUUGUUAUCGGUGCCUACAAGGUCUUAGGUGAACUCGCCCCCUUAGCUAAGGACUGUGACUUGAACUUACCUAUUGAUAUUCCUGAAAUCAACCCCGCUGACUUAGAAAACUGUGCUGCCAACACUGAUAGUUUAGUCCAAACUAUUAAGCAACUCGCUGACGACAUCUCCAACAAGAAGAUCUGGAACGUUGUUCACGAUGCUACUGAUGCUAUUAAGGCUCUUAAGGUUAUCAUCUCUGCUUGCGAUAACCAACCCAAGUUACAAUCAGCUUCUACUGAUAUUAUUGGUUGUCUUAACGGUGCUAAGGCUCUCUAUGAAAACAUCACCACCUUAGUUGAUAACUCUAAGGCUAAGGAUGUUCCCCAAAUUGUUGUUGGUGCUUACACCAUCGUUGAAUCCUUAUAGCCCCUUGUUAACACUUGUGGUAUUAACUUCGAUUUACAUAUCCCCGUUAUCACUUUCCCUGACCUCAAUGGUUGCGUUGUCGACACUCAAUCUUUGAUUUCUGGUAUUAAGAGCAUUAAGGAUGAUUUCAGUGAAAAGAACUAUACCAAGGUUUUCGAUGAUGCUGCUGCUGUUGUUCAAAACCUCUAAUCUAUUGCUGUUAUUUGCAAACCUGCCAAGAACCUCCUUUCUGACAGCAACAACAUUUUAACCUGCAUUAACAAGUCUAAGGAUCUCUACUUAAAUAUUGAAACCCUUAUUAACGAUAGCAAAAACAAGGCUCCCAUUAAUGAAAUCGUUGUCUUAUCUUACAACAUCAUUGAAUCCUUAUAACCUUUGGUUGAUGAAUGUGGUAUUAAGGCUAACUUACACAUUCCCGCUAUCACUUUCCCUGAUCUCAAUGGUUGCGUUGUUGAUACUUAAGGUUUAGUUAACUCCAUUAAGGAAAUUAGAGAUGAUAUCAAGAAUAAGGAUUUCGCCAAGAUUUUCGAUCACGUCUCUGCUUCAGUUGCUUAUUUCUAAUAAAUCUCUAAGGAAUGCAAGCCCACCAAGAAUCUCUUGAAAAUCGAUGUUGUUACUUGUUUGAAGGAAGCUUAAACCCUCUACAAGAACGUUGAAACUCUCAUCUAAGACUCCAAGAACAAGGCUCCCAUUAACGAAAUCGUCGUUUUAUCUUACAACAUUAUUGAAUCUUUAUAACCCUUAGUUGAUGGUUGUGGUAUUAAGGCCAACUUACACAUCCCCGUUAUUACUUUCCCCGAUCUUAACGGUUGCGUUGUUGACACUGAAGGAUUAGUUAACACCAUUAAGGCUAUUAAGGAUGCCAUCUAAGAAAAGAAAUUCGAAGAAAUCUUCACUUAAGUUGCUACCGCUGUUACUACUCUUAAGUCUAUCGCUGCUGAAUGCAAGCCCACCAAGAACCUCUUGAAGAUCGAUGUUGUUACUUGUUUAAAGGACGCUUAAGCUCUUUACAAGAACGUCGAAACCCUCAUCUAAGACUCCAAGAACAAGGCUCCAGUUAACGAAAUCGUCGUUUUAUCUUACAACAUCAUUGAAUCUUUAUAACCCUUAGUUGAUGACUGUGGUAUUAAGGCCAACUUACACAUCCCCGUUAUUACUUUCCCCGAUCUUAACGGUUGCGUUGUUGACACCUAAGGAUUAGUUAACACCAUCAAGGCUAUUAAGGAUGCCAUCUAAGAAAAGAAAUUCGAAGAAGUCUUGACCUAAAUCGCUACCGCUGUUACUACUCUUAAGUCUAUUUCUAGCGAAUGCAAGCCCACCAAGAAUGCCCUCAGAAUGGAUAUCUUACAAUGCCUCUCAACUGCCACUAAGGUUUUCAAGGAUGUUAAGAACUUUGUUUCUAUGACUAAGGAUCACUCCCCUGUCAACGAAAUUGUUGUUAAUGCCUUCAACGUUAUUAAGGAACUCUAACCCUUCUUAAAUGCCUGUGAUAUUAAGGCUGACUUACAUAUUCCCGAUAUUGACUUCAAUGACCUUAAUGGUUGCAUUGUUGAUGGUUCAAAUAUCAUUGAUGACUUCAAGACCCUCCAAAAACAAUUAGAAGAUAAGGACUAUCUUUCCAUUAUUGGUACCAUCCAAUCUGCUAUUGCUCACGUCAAGGCUGUUUCUGAUGAAUGCAAGGUACAUAAGAACAACUAACCUACUCUCUAAGCUGCCAUUAACUUGAACAUCAAGUGCGCUAAGAAUCUCGUCAAUGUUGCUAAGGAUUCCUUGAAGGUCUACAAAGAAUUAAGUAAUGAUUCUGUUGAUAUCCUCGGAAAGCUCUUAUCCAUCUAAGGUUUAUUGAAGGAUCUCUAACCCUUCUGUGACGAAUGUGGUAUCGACAUUAAGAUUCCCGAAAUUCCCUCUGACAGCAAGGUUAUUACCACCGUCGAAUGUAUUUCUGAUGUUGCCAAGGCAGUUGAAUCUCUUAAGAAUAUCUAUGUUGAUGCUACCAACAUUAAUAUUAUUAAGGUUGCCAAGGACGUUAAGGAAAUCUACACCAGCGUUACUGCUGCCGUUACUGUUUGCACUCAAAUCAACAAAUCUUCUUUCUGAAGUGAGUGAAAUAAACAAAAUAAACAUUUUUUACUGAAAUAAUAAAAAUUAUUAAAGAAUAUAUAGAUAAAUUGUAGUACAUAUAAUAAAUGGUGUAAAUCCCAUUAUUUUAUAUUUGAUAACAAUUUUCUUUUAACAAAUUUGAGUCAUUUAUUG